Messenger RNA from Scleropages formosus (Asian bonytongue), 2918 nucleotides. RefSeq lists its product as uncharacterized. Gene Ontology annotation, cellular component: external side of plasma membrane. Lineage: Eukaryota; Metazoa; Chordata; Actinopteri; Osteoglossiformes; Osteoglossidae. The coding region runs from base 91 to 2076 and encodes 661 amino acids. The transcript is spliced from 6 exons. The record is from RefSeq and is a predicted model, not a curated record. Gene Ontology annotation, biological process: negative regulation of T cell proliferation; cell surface receptor signaling pathway; positive regulation of T cell proliferation.
CGCCUUCAGUGACAGUGCGGACAGGAACCCUGUAAAACGCAUGCACACAUGAACACACAGAGAUCAGAGGCCGAAGCCUGAAGUUCUCGCAUGAUGGAUCUGCAGACAGUCAUUUGUGUUUUUGCUGCAUUUCUCCCGGUGACUUUUGCUUCGCGACCUGUGAUGACGUCCCUGAAAGGCGUCGCCGUCCUGCCCUGCACUGGGACUCCCUACAACAGCUCUAGCACUGACCAGCCAGUUGUCAGGUGGACCACGUCCAUUGGCCAGCUGGUUGCCAAGGUGUUCCAGGAGAAGCUCACAGUGGGAAUGGGGUACGAGAGCAGAGUGUGGCUCUCCAAGGAAGGCAUGGAGAAGGGAGACUACUCUCUCACCAUCUCCCCCAUUGUGUACAAUGACAAUGGUGUGUACCACUGCAGAAGAUGGGCUCAGCCUCUUCAUGAAGUCAUACUAGAGGUGUUUGACAGGGAAAUGACCGCACUGGUUGGGGACCCGGUCACUCUCCCCUGCUAUGCCAAUGUCAAGAAACAGGCAAAUUAUAGCCACGUUACUCUCCACUGGGAAAAAGAUGGAGAGGAUGUGCUGCGCUUGCAGUAUGGCUUAUUGUCUUUGGGCUCCGGGUUCGAGAACAGGGUCAGUGUGUCUCCAGACUGGGUCCUCCAGGGUGACCUGUCACUGGCCUUCAGCAGGACACAUUUGUCAGACACAGGACCUUAUCAAUGCUUCUUCAGCAAGGACAAAGGGACACCGGAUGGGAUCAUCCUCACUGUUGAAGCCCGUCAGUCCAACGAAACCAUCCAGUCCUCUGAGGAACUCCUUCUGUCACUCUACAGUACAGAACCAGUCCACGUUCUGUUCACUUCAGACGGGGGUUCCACCAGAAUGUCUGUGUGUACAGUGGAGGGAGGCUCCCUAGACUGCAGCCCUCAGUACCAACCUAGAACAUCCGUCCAGAACUCAACGCUCACUCUAAAAUAUACCACCCCACAUGACAGUGGUGUCUACAGAGUCAUGGACCAGAGGACGAACAAAACCAUCCACACUGUGUUCGUCACUGUUACUGGUUUUCGUCCUUUAGUGGUCAUCAUGGUGCUCAUCCUGGGCCUGGGGCUUUUCGUUCAGCAGAUGACCAUGUUUACAUGGCUGGUGAUACGAUGGUGCAGGACAGCAAAGACGCUGGAAGAUGAGAAGAAGAAAAGGCACAUUUUUAGACUGAUGCUGCUGCUGCUGGUGCUACUGGUGGUGUUGAUGCUGCUAGGGUUUUCAACUUGGAUGAUUUUAACACCUAAGCAGAAAGGAUUGAAUUUCAUGCUGGGCCUGUGGCUGGGGCUCUUUAUGCUUCUGCCGACAAUGUUAAUUCUGAUGAUGGUGCGAUGGCGCAGUCGAGAGAUGACGUUAGUAGGUAAACUGAAGGAGAUGCUGCUGGUGCUGUUGGUGCUGCUGGUGCUGGUGCUACUGGUGUUGCUGGGGAUUUCAGUCUGGAUAAUAGAAACACCAGGGCAUCACAGGCUCGGUUUGAUGCUUGUCCUGCUGUUGGGGAUGUUCAUGCUGCUGCCGACAGUGGUAACAGUGGUGAUGAUAUGGAAAGCCACAAUGCUAUACUCAGGCCAAGAUAAGAGAAUUAAGCAUAGGCUACUGGUGGUGCUCAUGUUGGUGGUGCCACUUGAGCUGCUGGGGUUGAUACUCUCGGUUGUGAUGAUGGUAAUGGCAGUACAGGGCAGGCUGAGUUCGGAGUUGGGACUAGGGCUGGGCAUGGGGCUAACACUGGGAGUGGGCUUGAUCCUGGUAGUCCUGCUCUGCCUGUUAUACAAUCGGUCGAGGUCAAAUAACUUGGGAUCUCGAGACUCCACAGAUCAUACUUCUUUCAGUUUCAGUACAACAAAUGUUGACAGCUCUCAUAGGUCAGGUAUGGAGACCAUACCACUGAACAGACUUGGAGGCAACCACCACCAAGAGCACUCCACCAUCUGGUCCCGAUAUGAAGGGGUCGAAGAUGUGGACCAUCACAAUCCUUCUGUCAAUCCUGCACAAAGUGUCCACAUAUUACCGGUGCAUAAUGGAAUGGAUGGCUCUCUCUGAUGACAUCUUCUAAGUCUUCCAGGAGUCCCCAUUGAUCAUCAGAGUUAAACCAAAACACGAUAAUGGUCUGAUCUGCUGCUUGCAGACAGCUCCGUUAACUAAGUUCCCAAGUGAAAAGAACACACUUGGGAAAGCUGCUGUUAUCCCAGUUCCACCACCAGAAACAAAGAGUGUUUCUUAUGGACUAUGUCCCUUCUGUCUCCAUCCUUUGCUGUAGAAAUAGUCAUCAUCCUGGGAGCUGCAGACACCUUUGGAAGACUAACUGACAAAACUAGAAAAUAAAAUAUUGUGUUUCAUCUUGCAGGGACAGCAGUCAAGCCAUCCCAGACCCAGUGUCUUAUCGCUCCUGUGGCUAGUCAAAAAUAAAAUAAUAGCCAGCGAAGGCAGAGCUUCCCCCUCAUGACAGCAACUGACAGGCCACUGUUUAACAUGCCUUGGAUCUCACUCAACCCCCAGCCAAACUGACUAAUACAGCACUUAGAUGUGAGCCAAACGACCCUAGCAGUGAUAUGCCAGCAGUAAAAAUUUUACUGUUAGUUUUGAGGCCAUUGUGGCCAGGUUUUCUUCACUGGGCACUUUUGUGGGGUGCCUGGCUAAGAAAGAGUCAAGUACUCUUGGUCACAUGGACAAUGUACAGAACUUCUUGACAGUGACUUGGAGAAAGAGAAGAUGCAAGAGGGAGGUUGGGUCAGCCACUGAUGCUGCACUUUGGGAGCCAGUUUUGACUGCAACUCCCCAGAACUGCCAAGAAGAUCCCCCUCUUCCUUACUUGUACCCGAACAUAUUGGUUUAUUGGUUAUUGAUCUCUCCUGGGUGGGGUCUCCCCCUAGGUUCCAUUUGUC